Messenger RNA from Gaeumannomyces tritici R3-111a-1, 4087 nucleotides. RefSeq lists its product as hypothetical. The transcript is spliced from 5 exons. Bases 155 to 3919 code for a protein of 1254 amino acids. The record is from RefSeq and is a predicted model, not a curated record. Lineage: Eukaryota; Fungi; Ascomycota; Sordariomycetes; Magnaporthales; Magnaporthaceae.
GCUCGAGCUCGGACUCGCUCCCAGUUGUCCCAUUGCCAGAACCUCUCCCGACAACGGUAUCCCGGCCCCUCAAAAACACCCACGAGAGUGGCAGAUUGAUGGCUGGCCUUUCCAGAGCCAGCCAUAGAUCCGACAUCCAUCGGGGCUCCAUUCCAUGGCGGCCCAGAUUAAUCUCCGCGAGCAGGGCCUGACCGUGUUGCACCAGGCGGAUCAUCCCAAGGUUGAUAUCGUGUUCGUCCAUGGAUUCACGGGCCACCCGAAGAACACCUGGACCUGGCAAAGGGCGAAGCAUGGGCCAUCCCACCAAAAGAGGAAGCACGACCCAGGGGAGGGAUCCUCUUCGGGCGGAGUCCGAAAGUUCCUCAAAGUGACAUUUCGCAAGAAGGACCGAAGUCCAUCACCAACCGCUACGUCAUCCUCGACUCCGGACCCCAGCUCCUCGGAGACGACCCGCGCGGCAGCAACCAACGCCGGCACCGAGCGACAAAACAUACCCGAAGAAGUUUACUGGCCAAAAGACCUUGUCCCCACAACCGUCCCCGACUCUCGAAUCUUCACAUACGGUUACGAUACCAACAUUCGACACUGGGCCAAGGGCCCAAUCAGCAGCAAAACAGUCUACGACCAUGGCUGGGAUCUGCUUUGCUCUCUCGAGGAAGCCCGGCGUGGCGCAGGCGAGGGAUGUCGUCCAAUCCUCUUCGUCGCCCACAGCCUUGGGGGAAUUGUCGUUAAGGAGGCUCUGCGCAGAUCGAGACGAGCCGCUAUGAUCAAGCCCCAUAUCCACGCCAUCUUCGAAGCCACCCUGGGCCUUAUAUUCUUCGGUACCCCACACCGAGGUGCAAAUCCAAGGCGCUUCCUUCACCAUGUCUUGACAGUGUCGAUCCAAGCUGUCGGGGUUAAAACCAACGACAACAUCGUGAACACCCUUAUGCCUCAUAACCCUCAUCUUAAGGACCUUAGUGACGAGUUUGCUAUUCUUUGCGUCAAUAAGCAGUGGCCAGUGUACUCGUUCCAGGAAGAGUACGGCGUCACCCUACUCGGUGGAGCCAAGGUGGUGGAUGAUGACUCGUCAUGUCUCAAUGACGUUAGGAUCGAGACUAAACGUCACAUCUCGAGCAACCACAUGGACAUGUGCCGCUUUUCGGGACUCGAGGAUGCCCGAUACAACAUGGUUUCCGCCGCCUUGACAUUCAUCAUUGGCACCGCCACAACACUUGACACCCGCCACGAGACACCCCAUCAGGCCCCGCAGUCCGGAUUACCAAUGGCCCCAACGCCGCCAACUAUCUACUCGCACUCCACGAUCCCGGCGAGUUCCACGGAGAUUGUGGUUGGCAGUGAUCUCGGUCACGACGGUGGCCCUGCCGAGCUUCCGUUUGCAACCAACGCCGACGAAGAGAUGGAAGAUAUCCAUGGCAGGGAGGUGGAAAGAAAGACCUCGAGAGAGGCGCCUGUGCGGACCCACAGGAGCCCAGGCGACGCACAACCCAUGGGUCGCAUCGAUGCCGCUACGAAGUCCGGCCUCGUCAACCUACUAUUCUUCUCCGAGAUUGACCAACGUCUAACAGGCUUGACCGCAGCCCAGGGGAAGACGUGUCGCUGGUUUCUCUCCAAACCGGAAUACCGAGCCUGGCGCGACCUGGGAAACCAGUCAGAGGACAGCACUUUCCUCUGGAUCAAGGGCAAUCCCGGCACGGGCAAAUCGACCCUCAUAAAGUUCCUUUUCGAGCAGGCGAGGGAGGAAUCUAAAGGAAAUCCUAUGCGCAUCACUCUGUCAUUCUUCUUCCGAGCACGCGGUUCAAUCGAAGAGACGACAACGGUCUACCUCUACCGCUCGCUUCUUUAUCAGCUUUUUCAGCCGCCGAUGGAGGACUUGACCGACGGUUUGGAGUGGAUGACGGCGCCCGGAGCACGAGGAGUACAGGAAAAAGGAUGGGACGAAGAAACGCUGAAGCAGACACUAAAACACACGGUCUCCAGGUUGGGGCAUCGCGCUGUCACCAUACUCGUCGAUGCGUUGGACGAGUGCGAUCAGACUCAAGUUGCCAAGAUGGUUUCGUUUUUCGAAGAGCUGUGCGAGCACGCAAUGGGAUCAGGGAUCAGCCUGCGCAUUUGCUUCUCCAGUCGGCACUAUCCCGCAAUCGUCAUUCAAAGGGGCGUCGAGCUCAUCUUGGAGGCUGAAUCGGGGCAUACUGAUGAUAUCGAACAGUUCAUCAAGGCCAGAUUGAGGCUGGGCAGUCUAGGCAAGACUGCCAAGGCUGCGCCGCUUCGAGACGAGAUUCGGGACAAAUCGUCGGGCAUCUUCCUUUGGGUCGUCUUGGUCAUUGAGAUCCUCAACCAAGAGCCUAUUAACAGCACCGCCUCCAUCAAUGCCUCGAUCGAUAAGCUCAGCAGGCGGCUUAAGGAAAUACCGCCUGGCCUUCACGACCUGUUCGAAAUGAUUCUUGCGCGGGAUGGCAACGACCUAGACCAGCUCGACCUGUGUCUUAAAUGGGUUCUUUUCGCUACCCGUCCCCUCAAACCACAAGAGCUGUACUUCGCCGUCCAGUUUGGCCUCGACAAGGACACCUCGGGUCUCUGGGACCGUGAGGAGAUCGUUGAUGACCAACUCAAGGCAUUCGUCAGCUCCUCCUCCAAAGGGUUGGCCGAAGUCACGCGCAACAAGGCUGCUCAAGUCCAGUUCAUCCACGAAUCUGUCCGGGACUUCUUGUUGGGCCGAUACGGGCAGCAGUGGUCCGGGGCUUCCGUCAACUUUGAGGGACACAGCCACGAUGUUUUUAGGGAUUGCUGUUGGGCCCAGCUGAACGCCCCCGUCGGCCUGACCGUCGAUAUCCCCGACGAGCCACUGGAGAAGACCGAAGCAGCAAGGACAAGGGCGGCCCUGCGGCACAACUUUCCGUUCCUCGAAUAUGCGGUUUUUGGCGCUCUCGCCCAUGCCAACAGCGCUCAGCAGCACGACGUAGAGCAGGGGAGAUUUCUGCAAACCUUUCCACUCUCCCAGUGGGCCAUGUUCAGCAGCGCUCUCGAACAGUUUGCCGUUCGCCGAUACUCCAAAUCAGUCGACCUCCUGUACAUUCUCGCAGAAAGGAACAUGAGUCACCUUAUUCCUCUCCUCUGCUCCGACCCUAAAACGUUCUUUUCCGCAGGGAAAGAGCGUUACGGCCCGCCGAUUUUCGCCGCCCUGGCCACCGAGAGCCACGAUGCAGUCGCGACAAUGCUGCAAGGUAUUCAGAAGACAUACCAGCACCUACCUCCGCCACUCCAAACCCUUGCGGAACACCAUUUUAAGGACCUGGCGGCACUGUAUCUCCGCAACAGAGGCCUUCACCGCCGUUUCCCACGCGACAUGGUCUUUUCAUCACGAAAAACCCUCCUAUCCUACAUGGUCCCGGUCAUGGAUGGGUCCGAUAUGAACAGCACUGGUGCGGCAAUAUUAUUGGCCUACUUGCUUCUGAGCCCACCAGACAUCGAUACAGCGUUGCUAUUUUGUGCAACGGUACUGGGCUACGACAGCAUAGUCCAGUCUCUGCUCGACACGGGGCAGCCUGAUCUCAGCGCGAAAGAUGAGGCAGGCAGAACAUUGGCGGCAAAUGCCGCUGCGCAAGGGCACCACCUGACACAGAGCAGCGCAGUUCCGGGUCCUAGCUCGCUCCGGUUGCGGGCAACGGCAGCCGUUUCGGGGACUUUGCUCCAAGGCCAACGGCAAGUCCGCGUCGGUAGCCCAUUCGCCCCCGUCUCUUUGUGGGGCGGGGACGGCGGCAGGGUCGGCGGGAGGGUCGGCGGGAUGGCGGCCUCGCAUAGGCCAGAGUGCGGUGGAGGCAAUGGCAGUUGGUCGCCCGGGCUCAUCUCGCGGACCCGUUCCUCGGGACAGGAGUCCGUUAGCCCUGGCCUUCAAACUUCCGGGCGCCCCGCGACAUGAGAAAUGCCGGGCGUCGAGGCUACUCUGCGGUAUCGAUUGCCUGCUUGUGGAGACAGUUGGUGCGUCAGGCCGUUGGCUAACCGAGGGUGACGACAUGAGGCCAAUGAGUGGUGCUUUUUCAUGUACAUAACUAGGGUUCCAAUUGCAAUUCCAGAAAGUUUCCAACGG